Molecule: messenger RNA, 4515 nt
Organism: Closterium sp. NIES-65
Lineage: Eukaryota; Viridiplantae; Streptophyta; Zygnematophyceae; Desmidiales; Closteriaceae
Source: the annotation of a GenBank genome assembly
AUGCGCGGCGGCGCCAGGUCGUGCCACCGCUUCUACCGCUGGCUCGUUCUCCGCAACUCGUUCUCUUCCCCGCCUGACCUCCUCCCCGCUCUCACCCCUCGCUCCGUUCAUCCUUCCGCUCCUCCGCCGCUCUUCCCGCCGAUUCCGCGCACCGUCUUUGCGGCCUCUACUAGCCCCGGCUUUGAGGCGUCGCAUAAACCGACGCCGUCGCGCACCGCCUUUCCCUCAAGUACCGCAUCCCAGCCGCCCACGUGGAUCGCCGGACACGUCAGCAACAACGACUACAUCCCGGGAGCGGCCGUUUAUAAUCUCAGGAACCUCAAAAAUGCCACCUGCGGCGCCGGAGGAGGCGGCUAUGAUCGGCGGUACGGCGGAAAGCAGCAGGCGCGCGGAUAUGCGCAGCAGACAAGGGGAGGGCGGCCGCGCACGCCCAUGGCGGUGCCGUUUCAGGUUACACCUGAGGAGGCCCGGGCUCUGUUGCGAGAACACCUGACGGGACACCUGCUGGCGCCCGCCAUUGCUGACGUGGACUCGUCUGUGGCUCUUAGUGCCGUGUUCCAGCCGUUCUGGACCUUCACUGCUGACGUGGAAGUGGCGUACAGGGCGAAUGUGGGGAAGGCGUCAUCUGCCAUGGCGUGGAACCCUUACAGCCGGCGAUGGGAGCAGGUGAGUCACGAAGAUGGGGGGGAGAGGGCUGUAACAGGAGGGAGAGAGGAGAGACGCCAUGGCAGGAGGGGAAUGGCAGGAGCAGAAUGGCGCGAGGGUGGGGAGCAUGAGGAGCAGCAGGAGGCGAGAGAGGGGAUUGGGGGGAUAGGGGGAGGAUGGGGGGAGGGAAGGAGAAGUCUGAUCGUGUCCGCUCUCCUUCUGUUCCCAUCGGCCACUCUCCUGCUCGUGUCCGCUCUCCUUCUGUUCCCAUCGGCCACUCUCCUGCUCGUGUCCGCUCUCCUUCUGUUCCCAUCGGCCACUCUCCUGCUCGUGUCCGCUCUCCUUCUGUUCCCAUCGGCCACUCUCCUGCUCGUGUCCGCUCUCCUUCUGUUCCCAUCGGCCACUCUCCUGCUCGUGUCCGCUCUCCUUCUGUUCCCAUCGGCCACUCUCCUGCUCGUGUCCGCUCUCCUUCUGUUCCCAUCAGCCACUCUCCUGCUCGUGUCCGCUCUCCUUCUGUUCCCAUCGGCCACUCUCCUGCUCGUGUCCGCUCUCCUUCUGUUCCCAUCGGCCACUCUCCUGCUCGUGUCCGCUCUCCUUCUGUUCCCAUCGGCCACUCUCCUGCUCGUGUCCGCUCUCCUUCUGUUCCCAUCGGCCACUCUCCUGCUCGUGUCCGCUCUCCUUCUGUUCCCAUCGGCCACUCUCCUGCUCGUGUCCGCUCCCUCUGUCUUCCACCCUCUCUCCCCUGCACCGUCUCGUCCCUCCGCCCUCUUUUCCCUCCGCCCUCUUUUCCCUCCACCCUCUCUCCCCUCCACCCUCUCUUCCCUCCACCUUCUCUCUCGUUCCCUCACUCCCUCCUCCGACUCCCCCUCCAUCGCCUUCUCCCCACCAAUCCCACCACACAGUGUGGCAGACCACCUCUCUUGGUCCCCUCCCUUCAAGAUUCUAUUUUACCUCUUUCCGUCUCCCUUUCUACCCCCCUCUCCCCACCACUUCCCCCCUCCCUCCCCCUCUCCCCCCUCCCCCUCUCCCCCCUUCCUCUCCCCUCCCUCCCACCAGCACCGCCACACCGUAUGGCAGGCCACCCCCUGGCUCUCUCACCCCUUCUUCCCUGCUCACCCCUUCUUCCCUGCUCACCCCUUCUUCCCUGCUCACCCCUUCUUCCCUGCUCACCCAUUCUUCCCUGCUCACCCCUUCUUUCCUGCUCACCCAUUCUUCCCUGCUCACCCCUUCUUCCCUGCUCACCCCUUCUUCCCUGCUCACCCCUUCUUCCCUGCUCACCCCUUCUUCCCUGCUCACCCCUUCUUCCCUGCUCACCCAUUCUUCCCUGCUCACCCCUUCUUCCCUGCUCACCCAUUCUUCCCUGCUCACCCCUUCUUCCCUGCUCACCCCUUCUUCCCUGCUCACCCCUUCUUCCCUGCUCACCCCUUCUUCCCUGCUCACCCCUUCUUCCUUGCUCACCCCUUCUUCCCUGCUCACCCAUUCUUCCCUGCUCACCCAUUCUUCCCUGCUCACCCCUUCGUCCCUGCUCUCCCAUUCUUCCCUGCUCACCCAUUCUUCCCUGCUCACCCAUUCUUCCCUGCUCACCCCUUCUUCCCUGCUCAACCCUUCUUCCCUGCUCACCCCUUCUUCCCUGCUCACCCCUUCUUCCCUGCUCACCCCUUCUUCCCUGCUCACCCCUUCUUCCCUGCUCACCCCUUCUUCCCUGCUCAACCCUUCUUCCCUGCUCACCCAUUCUUCCCUGCUCACCCCUUCUUCCCUGCUCACCCCUUCUUCCGUGCUCACCCCUUCUUCCCUGCUCACCCCUUCGUCCCUGCUCACCCCUUCUUCCCUGCUCACCCAUUCUUCCCUGCUCACCCCUUCUUCCCUGCUCACCCAUUCUUCCCUGCUCACCCCUUCUUCCCUGCUCACCCCUUCUUCCCUGCUCACCCCUUCUUCCCUGCUCACCCCUUCUUCCCUGCUCACCCCUUCUUCCCUGCUCACCCAUUCUUCCCUGCUCACCCCUUCUUCCCUGCUCACCCAUUCUUCCCUGCUCACCCAUUCUUCCCUGCUCACCCAUUCUUCCCUGCUCACCCAUUCUUCCCUGCUCACCCCUUCUUCCCUGCUCACCCAUUCUUCCCUGCUCGCCCCUUCUUCCCUGCUCACCCCUUCUUCCCUGCUCACCCCUUCUUCCCUGCUCAACCCUUCUUCCGUGCUCACCCCUUCCUCCCACCAGCAUCGCCUCUCCCAUCACCUUCCUCCCCACGCCUCUCCCAUCACCUUCCUCCCACCAGCAUCGCCACACCGCCUGGCAGGCCACCCUUUGGCUCUCUCGCCCUUAUAGGAUCUUUCAACUUUGCCCUUUCGCGUUUCGAUCCCCUCCCCACUCUGCUUGACUUGCUUUCCCUCCCCACUCUGCUUGACUUGCUUUCCCUCCCCACUCUGCUUGACUUGCUUUCCCUCCCCACUCUUCACUUGAAACGCUCUUUAACCUUUCUUUUCCUCCUUCUUUUCCUCCUUCUUUUCCUCCUUCUUUUCCUCCUUCUUUUCCUCCUUCUUUUCCUCCUUCUUUUCCUCCUUCUUUUCCUCCUUCUUUUCCUCCUUCUUUUCCUCCUUCUUUUCCUCCUUCUUUUCCUCCUUCUUUUCCUCCUUGUUUUCCUCCUUGUUUUCCUCCUUCUUUUCCUCCUUCUUUUCGUCCCUAAACUGUGUCUCCCCCUUCCCGUUUUCUUCCGUCGCCUCCUCUUCCCUUCCUCCCCCCCGCUUUCCCUCGUCUUCUCUCCGUCUGCCCUGCAGUCUGGCGCAAUUGCUGGCAGGCUGCGCAAUCAACUACCAACCAUCUCUCAACAAUCCCAUUCUCGUCUUCCCUUCCCCUUUUUACCCUCACGAUUCCUCCGCUUCUUUGCUCAGCCUCCCUCGCUCCCUGGCGCAAGUGCUAGCUGGCGAUGCAAUCAAGCAUGCGACCCCGCUGACCGAUCGCAUGCUGACACCUGGCAGACAGCUGGAGCUCUUCACCGUCUCCAGCGCUAUGAAGCGGAGCAAGUGAGAGAUCUGGACAUUCAUCUCACCGUGCACUCCGUGUCUGCCAAGGUGCGCUCUCUCCCUUGCCCUCCUUCCCACUCUCUCUGGCGCCACACGGCUGUCAUCGCCGCCACGUCAGCACCAUCCACCGCGCCGGCUGUCGCCGCAGACCGCCUCUUCUCCCAACCGAAAUCCACGCUGGCAGCAGCAGCCGCAUUGACAGCUGGCGCCGCGCUACUGGACCUGGUCCUCCUGGGGGGCGGCGUGCCUUGGCUUUUCCACCCGGCGUCGACCGCUUGGUGGAUGACAGUUGGCGCGCUCUCAUUGGCCGCUGGGUGGCUUGCCAGGGUGUCCCCUCGGCUCGCUGUGAUUCGUCGGGGCGUGCAGCACGCUAGGGAGGUAGCUGAGGUGGCAACAGGAGGAGGGGGGCUGUGGGGGGAAGGAGGAGGGAUGGAGGAGGAGGAGGUGGGGGAAGAGGAGGGGGGUGUGUUCGGCAGGGCAGAGAGGGGAGAGGCAAGAGGGCGAGGGGCAGGAGGAGGUGAAAGGCGUGAGAGUCCAUUUGAGAACCCGUUUGAUGGAUUUCCAGGGUUCGGCAACUUCCGGGUCUUUCGCCGAGCCUUUGUGAGUCCGGAGGACGUGUGGAGGGAGUUUGAGCGCAUGGCUCGGGGAGGAGCCUCAUCCUGGCCUGGACGGCAGGCGAGUCAGCAGGAGAUCAAAUCUGCGUUCCGCCAGCUGGCGAUGGAGACGCACCCUGACAGGCAGCCUGACGAGGGCAAGAGGCGGGCAGCGGAGGAGCGGUUUAAGAGGAUUGCAGAGGCGUAUGAGGUGCUAAGGGAUCCCGGCAAGCGCAGUGCGUAUGACAGCGGUGCACUGUGA